Molecule: messenger RNA, 1365 nt
Organism: Debaryomyces fabryi
Lineage: Eukaryota; Fungi; Ascomycota; Pichiomycetes; Serinales; Debaryomycetaceae
Exons: 1
Coding region: 1-1365 (454 amino acids)
Source: RefSeq, a predicted model, not a curated record
AUGGUACAGAGACAACCAGUUAAUACUAGUGUAAUUCUACUGUUCUUACGGGUUCCAAGAAAUAAUAUCAAAACCUCGCAUAUUAGCUUUGUUCGUUCUAUUUCUAAUAAGGAUGAUAGUGAUAGUGAAAAUGUUCUAUUAGCAGAUGCUUUGAACCUUUUGAGCCCCAGGACAGAAGUAAGGAAUACUAUCAACUAUAGACCAUCGUUAUUCACAAAUUUGAUUGCAAAGGAUUCGCUGACUGAUGAAAAAAUAGAACCAUAUUUGAAUUAUACACUUCCCAAUUCAGAUACGAAAAGACAUCUAGAUCAAUUAUUGGCUGGCCUCAAUAUAGCAUCACAAACAAGUGACUCUUUAGCCAAAUCAAAUUAUCACCUUUUGACUAGUUCAUACAAGGACUUACGGAAAUAUGUAAACAGUAUUGAUAAUGAAAGAAGUUUAAUAGAAUUGGUUAAGUUAUUCUACUCGCAGAACGAAUUAAGUUCAAGACUAAUGACAGAUGUGUUAUUAAAUAAGCAUUUUGUCAAUUUAAAUAAAUUGCCGUUUGACAUCAACAACAUGAACCCAAAAGACUUCAAAAACUGGCAAGAAAUCAAUUUCAUUCAAAUCAAGGUGGUCCUAUUGAAGAAAUACUAUGACUUGAAGAAACCGUUACUCAUAAUAAAGAAUUUAAAAGAAAAUUUCAUGCAAGUUUAUUUGCCCAUGAUACGGCUUGGUGAAUUAACUCCAUUUUACGAGAGAAUUAUAUGGAAGUUUUACUUUGAAUAUAUCCUGCCACUUAAACUAGACAUUUCCCACAAUGAGGCUUACUUCAUUAAAUUAUUAAACAGCAUCAAAUCAACCUUCAUUAUAUGGGAAUCCUCGUUGAUGAACAAUGGAGAAAUAACUAAAUUUGCAUUGAAGUAUCAUGAGUCAGACUUAACUUCAUUGCAAAAGUCAUUUUUGAAGUUGUGCUCAAUCAAGCUAACUCAGAAUAUUAUCACUUCAGAGCUUAGUCAAUACAAAGAAUAUCCUAAGUCUAAAUUGUUAUCUUUGUUGAAGAAGUUGUCAAUCAAGCACAAAAUAUACUCAUUUACAACUACGAGGGCAACUCUUUCAAUCGAGACUAAAUCCAAUUUUUAUGCAUUAAUACAUACGUUAGAAAAGUUGAUUUUAGAUGAGUUGGCAUCGGUACAGAGUAUAUCAAGUCCUGAAGAUCAAUUAGAAUUGACAAAAGUUUUAAAAGAGAUCAAGGAUUUCAAGGAGAGUGAAUUAAUGAAAUUGGACAAUAGUAGUGAAAUUGAACGGAAUGAAUCAUUGCUUGGGGGACGUGAUUGGGAUAGGUUUUUUCUGAUAAUGGACAGAUGGCAUAAAAAAUUAGACUAG